Aspergillus tubingensis is the source of this 267-nucleotide messenger RNA. RefSeq names its product class II hydrophobin. The record is from RefSeq and is a predicted model, not a curated record. The transcript has 2 exons. Lineage: Eukaryota; Fungi; Ascomycota; Eurotiomycetes; Eurotiales; Aspergillaceae. Gene Ontology annotation, cellular component: extracellular region. The coding region runs from base 1 to 267 and encodes 88 amino acids.
AUGAAGACCUUCGCCAUCUCCUUCCUCCUCGCCACGGCCUCCAGCCUCGCCGUCGCUUCAUCCCUCUGUCCCGAGAACAACACCCCUAAGUGCUGCAAUGUCGAUGCCUCGGGCCUAUUUCAUUCGAGCUGUGGAGAACUUGACACAACCCCUACCAGCAUAGCCGAGUUCAACUCCAUUUGUGAAAAAGAGCAGAAGAAGGCUCGGUGUUGUCAAAAUGCUAUGGUUAUUCAGGAGGAUAUCUGUACUCCGGUGAUAGGUGCUUAA